AUGAUGAUCCGUUGUGACAAUGAGGCUAAAAGCCUAGGAGUCCAAAGAGUUCUAUACGUGCCUACAAGACCAAGGAGUGUACGUAAACGCAUGCAGGGGAAGCAACGUGGUCUAUUUAUAUCAAGUCUAAGGUUUAGCCCUGAAGAACUAGAGGAGAAGAUUGCAAAACUCAAGUACUCAAGGGACUACUCUUUACUUUUUGAAGACAUGGACGAUAAUACUCAGUUUUCACGUCGAUUAACAGCCGAUAACCUCGUUUCUUUGCACUCAAGAAGUUUUGACAUCAAAGGGUCGCCGGCCCCUAGCAUUAAAAAAAGAUGGCUUGCAUGA
Ilex paraguariensis (yerba mate) is the source of this 330-nucleotide messenger RNA. The record is from the annotation of a GenBank genome assembly. Lineage: Eukaryota; Viridiplantae; Streptophyta; Magnoliopsida; Aquifoliales; Aquifoliaceae.